UCCUCACGAAUCACGGAGCUCCAACGGCUAACCUACAAAAGCGGGAUUGUAGGGAUUGGAGGGUGUCUAUGUGUGUGCAGGCCGCGUGAGCGAAUACCACACUUGCAUAAGUCAUGACGGGGUUAUAUACAUCUGUUCAAGAAUGUGGCAGAAAUAUAAAAAAUAAAUUAUCGGUGAUGUGGUAGAAUUUUAUAAAGAAGGGUCAUUUUAAUGUUUGUAAAAGUUUUAAUAUGACUAAAAUAAUUUGACCAAUUAGAAUAAAUAAAGAACAAUUGUAUUUAGGUUCAUUGAAACAGUCUUCCUUGUGGUAUAUUAUCGAUACUAAUAUCGAUAAGAUCCAACCACUAGCACAUUCUAAGUGAUGUGACUGACAUUUUGUUUUCAUUUGCGUGUUAAAUAAGUUCUUUUCUUACCUAUCUACUACCUAUUUUAGAUGAUUAUCAAUCUAAUCUUUUAAUCAUGUCCAACGAUUACGGUUUUAAUAGUGAUGAUUCCCCCAAUAAAACAAACUCGCAUUUGCAAUUACCUAGUCCGAUUAUAACUCGGCGAAAUCGAACAGCGUCGACAUCAGAAAGGGCUUUAGGUAAUCCAUUGGAAACUGGUAAAAUCAAGACGUUCUGCAGAGAGAAAGGUCACGGAUUUGUGAAACCUGAAAAAGGGGGCGAAGAUAUAUUUCUCCAUAUAUCUGAUAUCGAAGGUGAAUAUGUACCCCUGCCUGGUGAUGAAGUUAUAUAUCGACUUUGCCCAAUCCCACCUAAGUUCGAAAAAUUUCAAGCUGUCCAUGUGCGCAUAAUUCAUCUCACUCCGGAGAAACACGUCAAGUGGGACGAACCACCUCUGUAACAAUUAAGAACCCUAGAUAUGUAACCUUCUUCGUUUUAAUGCAAGGCCUCUUGCCAUCGAACUACCCUUCUUAUCUUAUAAACUUGAAUGUAAGAAUGUAAUGUGUGUGUUGUUGACCAGUCUUGUGCACUAUCAUAAUAAAAAAAAACCUACUUCUGUUAUUAAUCUAUGCACCAAGUAACUUUAAGCUUUAAUAUGGUGAUUUUGCUAAUAAUUUGUUUUCAUUGAUUCAAAUGACACACGAACAAUUUGGAUCAUAUUAAUAUAGAUCACAAAACAGUAUUUUAACGAAAGUGAGAAGCCAAUAUGUGGUGCUAAAUUUUGGAUGGUUUUACCAACAUCUUUAAAGUUGUAUUAUGUAAAAUGGUGAAAAAAGGCUUGUCAUUUGCUUACAUUAUGAAUGUUAUUUGUUUUAUCAGUAGAUGGCUUUAUCACCAAAUUGGCCUAAUUUUAUGACAUUUACAUUGUUAUGUUUGCAUAGAUAUUAUGUAAGUAUCAUCAAGCAUAUUCAAAUGAAAUGGUUUUUCAGAUACAGAAUAGUAAUAUGUCUGUAUAAAGUUAAAUGCUACCAUAUAAUAUUGUAAACAAGUAUCUCUUAGCAUUAGUCGUGAUUUGCACAAACUUUGAAUUAGCCACCCAAAUGUGACCUUACUGAUAAAUUGUUAAUUUAUAGUCACUUGUGAAACUACCGUCUAAUUACACUAUCGUCCAAAAGUUUGGAAACAGCCAGGUAAACUCUAAUAAAAGACAAAAAAAUCAUCAAGAUCUUUUUAUUAUGAUCUUAAAUUAAAAAUUGAACAAUAACGUAUGUAAACGAAAUAAGAAUUUAAAAUACAAAAUGAUUAUUUACUUAAACCUUAGCCUCAUCGAAGUGUCCACGUUUUUCUUUUAUUAUCUUCUCGAAUAUUUUAAUCAUCCUAUUAAUUAUUCUUUAAUUCCACAUCCAACUUUUUCUAUUCGCUCUGUCGAGUUUAUCCCAAACAAAUUAUAUGAGAGUAGAUGGCCAUAGCAUGUUUUUUAAAAUCUUUUCAACUUUCUUCUUGUUCAAAAAGUUCGGAUAGAUUUUCGACGAAUGCCUAAGAUCAUUAUCUUGUUUAAAUAUGAAUUCACGAGCAACGUGAUUCAGUACAGUGGGUAUGGCGACGUCUUUGAGAAUUUUCAAUUAGCCUUCUUUAUUUAGUUUUUCAGUUAUCUUUAUGUGAACAAUCUUGAAAUGCAGUGAAAAAUAUUUUUAAAACAAUUUAUUAUUCGGCGUCGGCGUGUCGGCGAUCUUCUUUUUUGUGCUUACAAACUUUUGGACGGUAGUAGACGGUUUAUUAUAUCCGCAUGGGUAAAUAUUAUUACGCUGCCUAUUUCUGUAGCGAAACAGCUUUGAAGGGUGCGAUAGAAGUUAACAAUCGACAUUACGACCUCACGUUGAAGGCGGAUGGCGACACUCACAUAGUUAUGUCUAUGGGCUCCCGUAACCACUUAACACUAAGAGCUCGAUCACCCGUCUAUGAAAUAAUAAAAUUACGUGAAUAUUUUAAUAUAAUGCAUUCCUUAAGCAUAUAAUAUGAAGCUUGUAAAUGUUGUGAUUCAAAGUACAUAUUUGAACAUUGUGACUGUUUAUUUGCAUAAAUGUUUUAUGCUUUAUUAUGAUUUAAUUUAAAACUUUAGUACAGCGAAUAUACAUGAUAUGUGUAAGGACAA
This is a messenger RNA of Bombyx mori (domestic silkworm), 2535 nucleotides long. Its product is annotated as cold shock domain-containing protein CG9705. Lineage: Eukaryota; Metazoa; Arthropoda; Insecta; Lepidoptera; Bombycidae. The record is from RefSeq and is a predicted model, not a curated record. Gene Ontology annotation, cellular component: cytoplasm. The coding region runs from base 460 to 843 and encodes 127 amino acids. Gene Ontology annotation, biological process: regulation of mRNA stability. Gene Ontology annotation, molecular function: mRNA 3'-UTR binding. The transcript is spliced from 3 exons.